GUCGGCAGCGCCAACACCGUACUCUCCGCUCCACCUCGGACCUCGAAGCACCACCAGAAUGUUGCGGAACGCGCUGCUGCUGGCCCUGGUGGCCGUCUGGGUGGCUAGCGGUGACCCAGAGCCGUCGCCUGAGGCGAAGCCGGAGGCUCGCCGCGGCCGCCGCCCAGCCGGCUUGCUCCGCGCCGGCUACGGGCCGCCGCCGCUGUCGCCCAGCUACGGCGCCCCCGCGCCCUCCUACGGCCCCCCGGCGCCCACUUACGGCGCCCCCGCGCCCAGCUACGGCGCGCCCGCCCCCAGCUACGGCGCGCCCGCCCCCAGUUACGGCCCGCCGAAGGAGGAGAAACCCGUCUGCUAUCCCAAGACGCACUUCAAGACGACCUGGGGCAAGAUGACGCAGUACAAAACGCACUGGGCGACCAACAAGCAGGUGGUGCCAUACACGAUGUACAAGUACGUAACGGAGACGCUCUACUGGCCGACCACGGUCACCGAGUGGAAGGAGAUCAUCAAGACGCUGCCGUACAAGCUCAUCACCGAGACGCAGGUGGUCUACAAGACCAAGGCGCUGGUGGACAAGCACCCCGACUACACCAACACCGAGUACGUGUGGCACACGCACAACUACAUGGACCACCACACCGUCACCAAGCACAUCACCAAGUACGCCACCAAGACCAACUACUACACCGACACGGUCACCGAAUACAUUAAGAAGCCCGAGUACCACACGCAGACCAACACCGAGUACGAGACCAAGUACCACACCAAGAAGGUGCAGGAGCCCUACUACGAAACCGUUUAUAAAACGGUGAAGAAGCCGCAGCAGAUGUACGUGACCGAGUACGCCACCAAGCACCAGUACCAGACGGUGUACGCCACACACACCGAGCACGAGUACCACACGGUCACCAAGUGCCCGAGCACCAGCUACGGACCUCCCUCCUACUAAGCCAGUCAUGGAGCCCGUCCGACCGCGGCCGGCCCGUGGUCCGCCGCCGCC
Molecule: messenger RNA, 1000 nt
Organism: Pollicipes pollicipes
Lineage: Eukaryota; Metazoa; Arthropoda; Thecostraca; Pollicipedomorpha; Pollicipedidae
Product: DNA-directed RNA polymerase II subunit RPB1
Exons: 4
Coding region: 59-949 (296 amino acids)
Source: RefSeq, a predicted model, not a curated record